CACACAGACACACGUAUACGAACUCGAACUAGGUCUUUCUCUUUAGCCUGUGGUACUUGAAGUGCGCAGGUUAAGCAGUGAGGCGUGCGCAGUAUAAGAGAUAAAUGAUGAAUAGAAUAGCGUUUUUCUUCUUAGGUUUUGUGUGCAUUGCGAUCGCCGGCGUCGGAGGUCAAGCUCCAGCGACUUCUCCGAGCACAACGCCUGCUCCGCCGGCACAGAAUAAUCCUCCUCCGACUGUCUCACCGCCGCCGACGAACAAUGCUCCACCACCGUCGACUCCUCCUCCAGUGAGCUCUCCUCCUCCUUCAACGCCUCCUCCGGCGACUCCUCCGCCUGUCAGCGCUCCACCUCCCGCCUCGCCUCCUCCAGCGACUCCUCCACCCGCUACUCCUCCCCCGGCUACUCCACCUCCAGCGACUCCACCCCCGGCGUCUCCUCCACCAGCAACUCCUCCUCCGGCAACUCCACCCCCAGCAACGCCUCCUCCGGCCACUCCACCCCCGGCAACUCCUCCACCAGCACCUUUAGCGCCGGUUCCCGCCACUACUCCGGCUCCGGCUCCGGCACCGAGCAAGAAGAAGGUGAAAGCUCCUGCUCCGUCUCCCUUGGGGCUGAGCCUGCCUCUUACACCAACGGAAGCUCCGGGGCCGAGCCUGGGAGCUACCUCUCCCAGUCCAACCCAGAACGACGACAGUGGGGUUGAGAAGAUGAUGUCCAUUGAGAAGAUGGUUGGGAGCAUGGUGAUUGGAUUGGGUCUCCUCUGGUUGGUGCUUUAGAGCUGCAGCCUAUUGGGUCUCUUUCUUUUUUAUUUCAGUGUUAUAUCACUUUUGCCUCUAUAUAUUUACUGCCCAUCAUCCUAUAUAUUAGCCCCCACCUGAUUAUGGGACCUGCUAUUUGUAUUUGAACUAUAUACAUUCGGUUGAAUUCUUUUGGGAGAUUUUUGAGGGGAGUUUUCUCUGCAUUCACUGUUGAGGGGGAGUUGUUUUGUAUUGGAUUGGUAGCUAACUCUCUCUCUCAUGAUAUCUUUAUUUCAUUUUUCUAUA
This is a messenger RNA of Alnus glutinosa, 1043 nucleotides long. Its product is annotated as classical arabinogalactan protein 9. The coding region runs from base 105 to 776 and encodes 223 amino acids. Lineage: Eukaryota; Viridiplantae; Streptophyta; Magnoliopsida; Fagales; Betulaceae. The record is from RefSeq and is a predicted model, not a curated record. Gene Ontology annotation, cellular component: plasma membrane. The transcript is spliced from 2 exons.